Carassius carassius (crucian carp) is the source of this 2327-nucleotide messenger RNA. RefSeq names its product RING finger protein 11-like. The transcript is spliced from 3 exons. The record is from RefSeq and is a predicted model, not a curated record. Bases 376 to 816 code for a protein of 146 amino acids. NCBI's taxonomy places the organism in Eukaryota, Metazoa, Chordata, Actinopteri, Cypriniformes, Cyprinidae.
UUCCGGUCCAAGAGUUUGUAAACAAUGAAAGGAGAUAUGGAGUCGUCAAGAGGUCUUACCUAAAAAUACUCCUCUGUACAGGCCAUAAUAAGUGCAUAAUAUAUGUCCUGCAUGCCGUGCACACCCGUAAGAAUUAAAUCAGUAUAGGUUUUCAAGGAUUCCGUCUUUUUAAAACAAUCUUUUGUGUGUGUGUGAGAGAGAAAAUCGGAUCGCUGCUUGGCGAGGGGUUUGUUUUUCUACAUACUAGACAGACAUCAUCAGACACAGCGGGCUGCAGAAAGGACGACCCCUAAACAGAACGGAAGCCUGACGAGUCUUUUAAAGGCCACCUAGACGUGUUUCGUCGUGUUUGUCGUGUCGUGCAGGGCCAGCUCGAUGGGGAACUGUCUGUCUUCUCAAGGCACUGAUGAUCUGUCGCUGCUGAACGAGUCCGAGGGGGCGAGUCUGCCCGGAGAGCCUCCGCCGCCCUACCAGGAGCGGGUGCAGGUGCCUGUGUACUAUCCCACGCCCAGUCAGACGCGGCUGGCCUCUCAGCUGACGGAGGAGGAGCAGGUCCGUAUCGCUCAGCGCAUCGGCCUCAUCCAGCACCUGCCCCGUGGGAUCUUCGACCCGGGCUCAGAGCCGUCUGACAAGAAGAUCAAAGAGUGUGUGAUCUGCAUGAUGGACUUUGAGUACGGCGACCCGAUCCGGUUCCUGCCCUGCAUGCACAUCUAUCACAUGGACUGCAUUGACACCUGGCUUAUGCGCUCCUUCACUUGCCCUUCCUGUAUGGAGCCCGUCGACGCAGCGCUGCUGUCUUCCUACGAGACGAACUGAGAGUGCCUGCGCAUACCGAGAGAUGUGCCAAUGAGUCUGCCAAGAGCCCCGAAAUGCUCGGGACAGUAGAUUGAACAAUUGAAGGUGGCGUUAGUGUGUGUGUGUGUGUGUGUGUGUGUGUGUGUGUGUGUGUUCAGAGAGUGUAAACAGUUCCAAUGUUAAACUUAAAAGGCCUCAGAGGAAUGUUUAAAAUCUCUCACUUGCAUGUCAAAGCUCUUUUCAGUCACAUAUACAUGUUAUUGAUGAAGAUGUGAAGUUUGGCAAGGUGGAAAACCCACUGAAGCAUCUCUAAUGAAGAUAGAGCCAAUUUAUAUUAGGGUUGAAUUAAUUAUAAACAUUUCUUUUUUUUGUUCUAACCAAAUUCAUGAAAUGUGCAAUAUAUGCGAGAGGGACUCGUGUCCUUCUGAUUUGAUAUGAGACCCGCCCACCGCCAAACUUCCGCCAAUGAGAAUUUGAGGAGUCCAGUGGGCGGAGUUUCAUUUCUGCAGGCUGUGAAUGUGCCGAUUAUGGCUCACAAUUAGAAUACUGAAAAACCUUUAUUACAUGAGAGAACCUAAUUUAUGAGAAGACAUGCCGUGAUAAUAUUUUACUUGCAAUCUCGUGAUGCACUAACUGGUGUAUGAGGUGGUAGUUUUACAUAGUCUUUCUAUAAUUUUCUCCCGUCUAGUGAUUUAGUGUUUGACUCUUGAGUUUUGCCUCGUUAGCUGCUGUUUUCAGGGUUCUGGGAUGUAAGAUGCCUUUUUAGACUGGUUUUGGAUCAUCUUUUUCCUAAAUGGUUGUUUUCGGUGUUACAUGUUGGAUCCUGUGUGUCCCCAGUUAGCUUUGACUUGACCUUGCCUUGUCUAUUUGGAAUUGGAUAGAACAGUCUUUAGUAGUUUUCUUUCUUUAUUUGUCAAGAGAAUGAUAUUGAUACAAUCACUAAACUUUGUGCACCUUCAAAUGUUGCAGACUUAAAGUCAGCCUUUACAGUGAAAGCUUUAAAGUUGUUCCUUGUUUUCCUGAUCAAUGCAAACUUUUUUUUUUACUUAGAAAAAAAACAUUUACAAUUAAAAAAAGGAGCAUAUGCUUCAAUCAGUUUUGAUACUGUUCGUAAUGUCUUCGAGUCUUUUCUGUAAGUCAGCUUAAUAUAUGAUCUUGUUCCUGUCACUGAACUGCUUGUGCAACAAGGAAGAUUUUCACAUUUGUUGUUUUGUUUGCUCAGUUAUUGUGCUGGAUUAAUGAUGUUAAUUGGACUGAACUGUGUUAGGAGCUCCAUGUAUAGCCUGAAACCAUACUCAUAAAAUAUUUCAUCCUGCUCUAGCUUUCCUCUGUAUCUCUGUACUGAAUCAUUGUGACUUAAAUUGUGAUUGAAUACCAAGAACAGUGUCUGAAAAUUUUAAAAUCAACCUGUUGUCGCUCUUAGAUAUCAUACUGGAUGAAUUACUUAAUUUUCUAUUGAUGAUUCAGAAUUUAAAUGUAGCUCUAGCACAACACAAACGUGAAAAUAAAUGUAAUAAAUCUGUGAAGUACAA